Sinocyclocheilus anshuiensis is the source of this 2133-nucleotide messenger RNA. Its product is annotated as immunoglobulin superfamily member 5-like. The transcript is spliced from 9 exons. Lineage: Eukaryota; Metazoa; Chordata; Actinopteri; Cypriniformes; Cyprinidae. The record is from RefSeq and is a predicted model, not a curated record. Bases 393 to 1376 code for a protein of 327 amino acids.
GUCUGUUUCAGAUUUAAAUCAACUGCAUUCAAGCACAGUCUUGCAUGAACCCUAACAGAUGGAUCGUGGGCUCAUGUGCCCCAAAAGUAAUCUUUCGGAUAGACGGGCCACCUUGUUUGCCGUGUCAGUGUGACGUCAAAUCCUCACGAGAUCUGCAGUCAUAUGCAAAGCAGACAGGCUCAAUGGGUUUCGACUGCAUGGAGAUGUAAUAGAUGGCUUCCCUCUCUCUCUUUGAUAACAUGACUGGAAGCCAGCUGGACUUUGAACUCUGUAGGCUGACAGGUGAUACAGGUGAUCUGACGAAGAAAGACUUGGGAGUGUUUCUUGAAUUUACUGGAUUAAUGGAAUUUCAUGAGGGCUGUGGAUGCUGGUGUAACGGUAACUGAGGAAACAUGUUUGGUUUUAGACUCAGUCUUAUUCUUCUGAUCACUACGGUGGCCUCCGCUCAGGUGCAGCUACAGCCUCUAAAUGCAGCGGUGCUCCGUGGUUCGCAGGCUCGGUUCAACUGCAGCACAACUCAGCCGCCAUUUGUCAUGAACUGGAUGGUCAAUGGACGCUUGGUUAUCACCAUUCUGGAAGCAUCUGGGGUGUUGAACAGCACAGAUCGCUUUUCUGCCAAAAAUUUCACCACGCCUGGAGAGUACAAAUGGGAGUUUAUAAUUAGCAAUGUGCAGAGAGACGAUGCGGGGGAAGUCACCUGUCAGGUUUUGGGUGGAGAGCCUCGAUUGGCCACACUGUCUGUACAAGAACGUGGCAGUGUGGAGAUUGUAGGUGAAAAUCAGACCAAAACAGAAGGAGCUCAGACGGAGUUCCAGUGCCAGGCCGUGGGCUGGUUUCCUGAACCCAACAUGUCCUGGUCUGUAAAUGGAGUGGCAAAUUUCUGCAACAGAAGCUCUGUAACACAGGGAAAUCUGUUUAACUCCAACUGCACGCUGACGAUCACUGCCGUCAAAAAUUCUUCUGUUCAGUGUCUGGUCAAGGUACCUGCCCUGAGCACACCGGACAGCAGCACUGUCUUUCUGACCGUUGAAAAGCUUGCUAAAAGAGACCAGACGGUGUUGAUCGCUAUCACUGUGGCCUUCAGCGCUGCGGCUCUAUUGUUUCUAAUCAUCUACGGAAUUAUUUUCUUCUGCAUGAGAAGGAAGAAAAAGUCAAGCUACCAAGAGGAGAUCAGGAGGGCACGAAUCCAGUCCCAGAAUAGGACGCCUGCCACAGAAAACGUGCGAGGACAGGACAACCGAGGAUAUAUUAGAGAUGGACAUGAUGGACACACCAAUGGUGGAGUCUGGUACACAAACCAUUCUAACAAACAUCAGAUGCCCCAUGGUUUUUUUGAUGAUGCUCACAGGAAGCACAGACACAUGACCAUCGUCUAGAGACUAAAUGCUAGACUUCACAGACAGAAGGUGUUCUGGUUCUCUUCUUCACUCUUGUACAUAAAAUCAUCAUUUUAGGUUUAAUUACAGAAGAAAGAGAGCCUGAUGGACUUCAUAUCAGCACUUAUGGUGAUCUGCUUCACCUCCACUGGAUUAUUUAUUUGAACACAGAAGCAUUUUCUUGAUGGUCUCAGACUUUUGUGCCCCACUGAAUACUGUAGAUAAUCACCAAGAGUGUGUUUUUGGGCUAUAACAGAUAAACGUGGUCAAAAUGAGGGCGGUCGAGGGGUUGGUAAAGACUUUGGUUUGCUAAACAAACCAAUAUGACAGAAGUGUUGAUUCAUUUUUAAAUCUUUGCUGGUGCAUUAUGCAUUCAUCAGAUGCUUGCAUUUCCAAAGCAGGUUUGUUUGAAUCAACAUCUUCUUUUGCUUCCUGUUUUUGUAGCUGCUUACAAUUAAACCAAAGAUUUUUCUUGAGAAGUGUUUAGAGAAGACUAUCUUAUGUGACACGUCAUGCUUCAUGUGCUUAAUAAAACCCCCCACUGAUCUUUACCUCAUCACAGGGGAAAAACUGCUUAAAAGUGUCAUGCAAUGGGCUAGAACUAUGUGAUGCUUAUUAAUACAUCAAUUAAUCAAUAAUAUCACAUUUACAAAGACCUUUUGUGUAGUUUUCACUUAUCUGUGUUUCACACAUUUUAACAGCUCUAAAAUCCAUUAAAUGGAUUACAAGCAUUUUGAACAAACGUUUUUUUUUAUAA